Messenger RNA from Medioppia subpectinata, 684 nucleotides. The record is from the annotation of a GenBank genome assembly. Lineage: Eukaryota; Metazoa; Arthropoda; Arachnida; Sarcoptiformes; Oppiidae.
UCUCUAUACGAUCUCGGAGUACAUCAAUACAGCCACUCGUUGUACCCAAACCAGGGCUCCCGAACCGGACAAAGGUAUUUUCGAUGUCAAAAGUGUCUGAAUAAGUACACAACACCGGCAGCAUUGGAGCACCAUUUGGCCACUUCGACACAUCACUAUCCGUGUCAGAACUGCACUAAAGUGUUUCCCUGUGAGCGCUAUUUAAGGCGCCAUUUACUCACUCACGGAUCAGGUCUUCAUGUUUGUCAAUACUGUGAAAAGACGUUCAAAACCGCCAAUUAUUUAAAAGUCCAUUUAGUCAUACACACCGGAGAAAAGCCUUUUGCGUGCAAUCUAUGCGACGCUGCGUUCAAUCGAAGGGAUAAACUAAAGCGGCAUAAACUGGUUCACGACCCCAUCAAACGAUUCAAGUGUCCCUUCAAAGCACAUACCGGUUGUCCCAAAGAAUUCAAUAGACCCGACAAACUGAAGGCACAUAUUCUAACUCACAGUGGAAUCAAACCGCAUCAGUGUAAUGUAUGUCUUCGUUCGUUCUCACGUCGAGCCCAUCUGCGAGAGCACCAAAAAGGACACGAAAGCACUCAAAGCGUUGAGAUCACGGCCACUACGACCACCACAACCGUCGUUCCCAAUACUAUUCUCAAUAAGACUGAUUUCAUAACACUCUUUGAUUGUCAAAACUGU